Molecule: messenger RNA, 965 nt
Organism: Moneuplotes crassus
Lineage: Eukaryota; Ciliophora; Spirotrichea; Euplotida; Euplotidae
Source: the annotation of a GenBank genome assembly
AAGAAAAUGGAAUCUGAAGAACAAGAUAGCUACGAGAUGGUAUCCUCACCUGGUGGAGGCUUUAACCUAAGGGAAGAGAUAAAAGAAGAACCGCCAGUGUUCGAGACUACAAAUCAGAACUAUUCGAUCGAGAUUCACUCUCCAGAUCCCGAGAUGGGGCCAAAAUAUGGAGCCACAUUAAGAAGGAAAGACGAUUGAGAAGACUCAUUCUUGAGAAUGAAUAGUGGAAUGCUUAUUCGCAUUAGCGCCAAUAAACUCAGUACAGUUAACUUCCAUAGGUUCUUGAUCAAGGUGGCUAGUAAAGGAAAUAUCUUUAAGGAAAUUUGUGAAAAAUUUCGCUCCUUGGUAAAGAUUUCAUUUAGUUAUUGAUACUUCACAGCAACUGUGAAUAGUUGGUACUUUACUAGUCAAUAUUACUAUGAAAAUGAGACAAAGUGCAUCCUUAUUGACUGCCCUUACUUUCAUGUUGGCAAAGGUAAAGAACCGACAGACUGUGGAUUCAGCUACGGAAGUUUAUUGGAAGGCUUAACGAACAUCAGUAAAAGAAUGCCUAAAUGGGCAACAGAGAGACUGCAUUUGAUGUUCGAACUUGACAAGUGUAGAGAAGCAUUAAAGCUUCCAGAAGACCUUAAAGUCCCUGAUAUCUAUGUGACAGCAGAGACUCUUCUAAUCCCUGAUGCUGAAGGAAAUAUCAUGUAUAAGGUGCUGGUUAAAAUCGAGAGGAGCUGCUCGAUGUUCCAUUCCUUUAAGGAAAUCAUCAACGAUCCCUUCGAUAUUGAAAAUCCUUAUGAUACUCAAAAGCCGCUAUCCUUCCCUGAUAGUUACGUCGAGGAGCCAUCUCAGAGGGUUGUCUCAGGCUCCUCAUUGCCCAGAAGAAACCAAGAAGCUACCCAAGCUAGGGCUCCUCAGAAGCCAUUUAUCCCAUUUUCUAAUGAGGAUGAUGACAUAUUUUAAGUUUGUUAGAU